Messenger RNA from Hibiscus syriacus, 802 nucleotides. RefSeq names its product probable disease resistance protein At4g14610. NCBI's taxonomy places the organism in Eukaryota, Viridiplantae, Streptophyta, Magnoliopsida, Malvales, Malvaceae. Bases 51 to 773 code for a protein of 240 amino acids. Gene Ontology annotation, molecular function: ADP binding. The transcript has 2 exons. The record is from RefSeq and is a predicted model, not a curated record.
UACCUAUUAACCUUCGUCUCAUUCAUUCCCUGUUUUUAAGAAAAAAAGAAAUGGAAGCAAUUGCUACUGGUGCCGCUGCCAAUAUCUCUUCUGAAACUGCAAAGGGUGUAUUUCAUGAAGCAAAACGUCAUAUCAGAUAUGUAGUUUUCUACCAGAGAUACGUCAAGAAUUUCGAGGACAAACUUCAGAGGUUGAUUGACAAAAGAUCAAGCGUGCAGCAAGAUAUUGUUGUUGCAGAAAGGAACGUGCAGAAGAUUAAAGCGGAUGUGCAAGGUUGGUGCGAUAGAGUGGACAAGGUUAUCGCUGAAGACAAGCAUAAAGUGGAUGAUCUUCAAGUCAAAGCAAACAACAAGUGCUUCUUUGGCUUCUGUCCCAACAUCAAGUGUCGACACAAGCUUAGCAGGACAGCGGAAGAAGAUGCCGCAACUUUUGAUGAGCUUAUCAAAGAAUGUCAAUUUAGCAGCGUGGGCUACCAUGAUCUUCCACAACCCAUAUUGGAUACAGAUUUUGAGGCUUUUCAAUCAAGGGAAAGGGUUUUCAAUGAUAUCAUGGAAUCCCUGAAAGAUUCUACUGUGAGCAUGAUUGGAGUGUACGGGAUGCCUGGUGUGGGGAAAUCAUCACUAGUUAAAGAAGUUCAUAGACAGCUCCAGGAGGCUAAGUUGUUCAAUUCAGUGGUUAUGGUCACUGUAUCUAAGACACCUGACAUUCAGAAAAUCCGAGACGAAAUAGCAGAAUCGUUGGGUUUGAAGAUCGAAGAAAGAGUACAGUUGUAAGAGCCAGUAGAUUACAUGAAAGGUUAAAU